Messenger RNA from Astyanax mexicanus (Mexican tetra), 1940 nucleotides. It is a transcript of the gene tfap2e, whose product is annotated as transcription factor AP-2 epsilon. NCBI's taxonomy places the organism in Eukaryota, Metazoa, Chordata, Actinopteri, Characiformes, Acestrorhamphidae. The record is from RefSeq and is a predicted model, not a curated record. Gene Ontology annotation, biological process: regulation of cell population proliferation; regulation of transcription by RNA polymerase II; anatomical structure development. Gene Ontology annotation, molecular function: RNA polymerase II transcription regulatory region sequence-specific DNA binding; DNA-binding transcription factor activity, RNA polymerase II-specific. Gene Ontology annotation, cellular component: nucleus. The transcript has 7 exons. The coding region runs from base 131 to 1411 and encodes 426 amino acids.
UGUGUGAAUAAAAGUGCGCGUGCUGUCGGUGCUCUCACUCCGCGCUCUGCUGCGUGCCGCUCCAUGCGCUUCUCCCUCUCCUCAAUCCUCAUCCUCCUCAAGGCAGCAUCAUCUCAUCAGCAGCAGCAUCAUGCUGUGGAAAUCCCGAGCCAAGACUGAUCCAUACUGCAUACAGGGUCCUGACCGGGCUGAUGGAGUGUCCGGUUCCUCGCCUCCCUCCCGCCUCCCUCAGCUCUCCUCCUUCUCCGCGGCUCCUCCGCUGUGCCACACUCCAUCCUCAGACUUCCAGCCCCCGUACUUCCCCCCGCCGUACCCCCAGGCCUCCCUGCCGUACCCCCAGAGCCAGGACGCGUCCUACCCGCACCUCCCCGACCCCUACCAGUCCCUGAGCUCCCUGCACCCAUCCCAGCACCUGUCCCAGCACCUGCCCCCUCAGCAGCAGCAGCAACAGCAGCAGCAGUGGCUGUCCCAGCGGAGUCGUGUCGAUGACGGGGGCCUGCUGCCCCACUCCCUGCGCCGGGACUACCCCACCGUGCCCCGGCUCCUGCACGGACUCGGCGAGGACGGUCCGAUCGCGAUGCAUCACGGGAUGGACGACCUCCAGGGGAUGGAGGAGGCCUCCGCACUGGGGAUUCUGGACCACUCAGUCAUCAAGAAAGUUCCCAUCCCCUCUAAGCUGAAUGGCUCAGCUCUGUCCGUUCUGUCCCUGGGUAAGGAUGGCCUGGGCCUGGGUGGUGUUUCUAACCCUGGAGAAGUUUUCUGCUCAGUUCCUGGACGCCUGUCCCUCCUCAGCUCCACAUCCAAGUACAAGGUGACGGUGGGAGAGGUCCAGAGGAGGCUGAGCCCACCCGAGUGCCUCAAUGCCUCGCUGUUAGGAGGAGUGCUGAGAAGAGCCAAGUCAAAGAACGGUGGCCGCUGUCUCCGGGAACGCCUGGAGAAGAUCGGCCUGAAUCUGCCUGCCGGCCGCCGCAAAGCAGCUAACGUCACACUUCUCACAGCGCUGGUUGAAGGUGAAGCAGUGCACCUGGCGAGGGACUUUGGCUAUGUGUGUGAGACAGAGUUUCCAGCAAGAGCUACAGCAGAGUACUUGUGCAGGCAGAGCGAUCCAGAGCAGCUUCCUACAAGGCGGAGCAUGCUGCUGGCCACAAAGGAAAUCUGUAAGGAGUUUAUUGACCUGAUGUCCCAGGACAGGUCGCCGCUGGGGGCCAGUCGACCCACGCCAUGCCUGGAGCCCGGGGUGCAGGGCAGCCUGACCCACUUCAGCCUGCUGACCCACGGCUUCGGCACGCCAGCCAUCUGCGCCGCCCUCUCCGCCUUCCAGAGCUACCUGCUGGAGGCCCUCAAAAUGCUGGACAAAGGCGAGGGCGGCGGCAAGGGCCACCAGGAGAAAGAGCUCAAACACCGCAAAUGAGGCUCCAGGACCUCUAUCAGAGACAGACAGACAAACAAACAGAGACUGGACUCUUCCCCAGCCUUUUAGAGUGAGAGUGUGAGUGUAUUUAUGUGCGUGUGUGUGGGUAAGUAUGUGCGUGCGUGAGUGUGUGAGAGAGAGAGAGCGUGUGCAAGUUCGCCACUCAAGUCUGACUCAGAAGCAGCUGGGGUCAAUUCUCUGCAUCACAGGAGUUUGUGCCUGCGGGAUAUGUCUUCCUCUGGACACAGUGAUGACUGACCACUGCUCCUCUUCUGCCCUGAGCAGGGUCCACUACUGCCCACUUCGCCACGUCAUGUCCAACCAGGAGAGAAUCUCACAAAUCAGGAUUUCUCAGUCUGUCAGAGAACUUAACCCCUUACCUUUUACAUCGACAGACAACAAUAACUAUAAUACUAUGUACUAAUGUCUUAAAUGAUUGGUAUGGAUUCCCAUCUAGUAACUGAAUAAUAAGUUAAAGGAGCUCACCCAUCUAAAUCCUUAAGAGGUGCCACAAGGAAAGCUAAGUCCA